Molecule: messenger RNA, 2601 nt
Organism: Malus domestica (apple)
Lineage: Eukaryota; Viridiplantae; Streptophyta; Magnoliopsida; Rosales; Rosaceae
Source: RefSeq, a predicted model, not a curated record
UAGCUUGGUAGGUCGAUGUAACUAUACGAUGAGGACGAUAAUCACCAAAAUUAGGCGUGUGCCCAUUGCGGCUUUAAGCUAAUUAGCCUUGCUCGCAAAGUCACACAAUUUAAAAACAUAGAAAUUGUCGAAAGAAAAGAAAACACGAAUAACACAUUGAAAAAGUCGUUGAGGGAAAGAAAAAGAUAAAUCCAAAUUUCUAAAACCCAACAAGCAAAACCCUUUUGGCUUUUGGCAGCUGCUGAAUCUUCCUUCGGUUUUUCUUUUUGCAAGCGCAGAAGCUCGGAUCUAUGGACUCCUCAAAGCCUUCUGUCCGUCUUUCUGCAGCACAAGGGACUCCGGUAUCCACCCAAUCCAGCAACCCGCCGCCGCACAAGCUUGCUCUUUCCCGCACCUCUUCACUCUCAGGUUCUCUCUCUAUCCGAGCUCCUCCUACCCCUGAUUCCGAUUCCGAUUCCGAUUCUCAGUUCCAAGAAUUGGGUUAUAGCUCUAGUGGUAAUAUUAGUAGCAGUGAAUCUGAUUCCGAGGCCUUCGUGACUGGGGAGGAGUUCGAAACGGCGUCGGAGAGGCCGCUGUUGGCCGACCCAGAUGAGGAAUUUCUCGGUCCUGUCGAAAGAUACGAGCUUUCCUGGCCUUUUGUGGCUGACCCGGAUGAUGGGUUCGAGCCUGUUGUUGAGAAAGUUAUGGUGGGUGACUCUGGGAGGGUUAUGCCCGUUGCUCAGUUGUCAUGGGAGAGUGAUGAUGAUGGUGUGGUGGGUAGUGAUGGGGUUUUGAGUGAAGUGGAAGACGGGGAGUUUUCGGUUCGGGUUAAGGUUCCGGGUAAUGGGGUUGUGGAGAAGCUUAGUGUUGCGCCGAGGGUCAAGGUUUUCGAGAUUGAAGAAGGAGAAGAAGAAGAUGAAUUAGUGAAGUCGAAAGAGUCUUUGGUGGUUGAACAAGCUGAACCUGUUGCAAAGGUAAAGGGUUUUAAAGCUGAUGAGGGUUUGGAUUUGAAUAAUUUUUUCGAAGCCAAAAAUGGGAUUGAAAAUAAUGGUGUUGCUGCUGCUGAGAUUGAAGAUAACGGUCGAAAUUCUGCGGAAUUGAGCGUUAGUGUAUUGGAAAAAGGGGAGAAAGGCAAUUAUAUGGCAGAAGAAUGCUUUGUGCAUUGCCCGAAUAGCGAGAGGAGUAAUGGUGUUGAUUUGGGUGUUGAGGGGAAUGAAAAUCAGAAUGUGGACUUGACAACCAAUUUGCGCCCGAAUCUAGUUCCCGAGAGUUUGUAUUUGGAAAAUUGUAAUUUAUCUGAACUUACUAAGGAUGAUGAAUUUGAAAAUGCACUGUGUAGUGAUAUACUUAAAUCAAUCACACUGAGUUCGCUAUCUGUACCUCUCUUAUGUGACAAUGGGGCGGAAAAUGUUGGUGCUGUGCAAUUUCAAGGUGAUACAGCAGCAUAUGGAGCCAAAGUGGAAGUGCUUUUCAAGGAGAAGGAAUUCCCUAUACAGAAAGAACAAAUCAGUUUCGGUCUGUUUGGAGAGAAGAUUAUUAUCACACCUAGAGUUUCAGUUCUUGAAGGAGAAGAAUCGGGGCCGGUGCUGUCGAAAGAGUCCUCGGUCAUUGAACGGUCUAUUCAAGCGCAAAGGAUUGAAGAUAAUGGUCUUCCUGCUGCUGAGAUCAACAAGGGACUUGAAAGAGGACCAGAGAAAGGCAAGUAUGCGGCAGAUGAAUCAGUUGUGCAUUGCCCUAAUGGCAAAAGGAGUGGUGUUGAUUCUAGUGGAAGUUCUGAGGCACCCGAAAGAGGAAAGCAUUCAAGAACUGAUUUUGGUGUUGAGGGGAAUAAAGAUCAAAUUGGAGACUCAACGACAUAUUCAGAGCCAAAUCCAGUUCAGGAGAUUGUAUGUUUGGGUAAUGGCGAUUUGUCUGAAGCUACGAAGUGUGAUAGAUUUGAAUAUGCACUGUGUAGGGAUUUCCUUAAAUUGAUCACGCCAAGUUCCUCCGCGACAUGCAAUCACAUCUUUAGGGAUGAGACCAAAGUCGAAAGUUUCAGCAUAAACGGAACAGCAGCUGAGGUAACUGUAACUCUUUCAGAUGAAAAUAUGGUCACCGGACUCAAGUUUGAGGACCAGUUGGCUAUUGGGGAGCGAUUGGUUUUGGCCGGAAGUGCUGGAGCUUUGCAAUUUGAAGGUGAUACAGCACAUGGAGCCAAAUUGGAGGUGCGUCUCAACGACAAGGAUUUCCCUAGAAGGCAGGACCCAACCAGCUUGGGUUUGUCUCUGAUGAAGUGGGGAGGUGGUCUUGUUCUAACAGCCGACAUACUGUCUCUGUUCUCUGUCCGGAAUUCUCAAAUGGCUGUUCAUGUUGUACUGGACAGCAAGCAAAGGGGCAAAUUUGCUAUAAAGACGGGCAGUUCAAACCAACUCCAAGUUGCAAUUGUUGGGAUUCUUUCAGUUGCGGCUUCAAUCUUUGGGAUUUUUCGCCCGAGAUUCGGUGUUCAAAACUCAAGAUAAUAGGUGUAGUUUUCCUUUUGCUGUUGGUUGUACUUGUCACUAAAUUUCAAUGUCCAGCACUCUUAUGUUUAUGAAACCAAAACUACGUAUUGAAGUUGUUGUACAUCAUGUCUGAGUUCAGUCA